Messenger RNA from Passer domesticus (house sparrow), 2826 nucleotides. RefSeq names its product transmembrane protein 170B (gene TMEM170B). Bases 480 to 878 code for a protein of 132 amino acids. The record is from RefSeq and is a predicted model, not a curated record. Gene Ontology annotation, biological process: negative regulation of canonical Wnt signaling pathway. Gene Ontology annotation, cellular component: plasma membrane. NCBI's taxonomy places the organism in Eukaryota, Metazoa, Chordata, Aves, Passeriformes, Passeridae. The transcript has 3 exons.
CCUGCGCGGGGCCGCCCUCCCGCUCCCGCUGCCCCGCUCCCGUUCCCGCUCCCCUUCCCGCCGCUCCUUCCCCCUUCCCUCCGGGAGCCGCUGGCGUCUGGCGCCGGGAGCCUCCCCGCUGCCGCCGCUGCUCCCGCAUGGAGCCGCCCGCCUGAGGGACGGCCCCGCCCUCGCUCCAGGUGAUGCCGGCCGCCGGGGUGACGAUGCCGCCGGCGAGGCGGCGGCGGCCACUGCUGAUGGAGGAGGCGGAGAUGAUGAUGAUGAUGGUGAUGAUGAUGGGCUCCGCCGCCCGGCCCUGCCCCUGAGCGGCAGGGAAGCGCCAGCGGCCGGCUCCCCUGCUCCCCCGAGAUCGCCCGGCUCCCCCGGCCCGUCCUCGAUGUCUCCCCCGCGGCGCGGAGCUCCCUUGGCCGCCUCCCCGCCCUGUCGCUCCUCGCCGCCGCCGCCGUGUCCCUCCCGCCCCGCGGCCCGGCGGCGGCACCAUGAAGGUGGAAGCGGGAGACAACUCCAUGAUCAACCUGUCGGUGCAGCAAGUGCUGAGCCUGUGGGCUCACGGCACCGUCCUCCGCAGCCUCACGGAGAUGUGGUACUGGGUUUUCCUCUGGGCUCUCUUCUCCUCUCUCUUUGUCCAUGGUGCUGUGGGAGUAUUAAUGUUUGUGAUGCUGCAGAGACAUAGGCAGGGGAGGCUGAUAUCUGUCAUUGUGGUCAGCAUUGGAUUUCUGGGUUCUAUAACUGGAGCAAUGAUAACCAGUGCUGCAGUAGCUGGAAUUUACAGAGUAGCAGGAAAGAAUAUGGCUCCCCUAGAAGCUCUUGUCUUUGGCGUUGGACAGACAGUACUGACAUUAAUUAUCUCAUUUUCAAGAAUUCUCGCCACGCUUUGAAACUAAUGUAGAAAGGGGGGAGAAAAACGUCUUUAAUCUGAAGAGAAGCUUCCUGACAGUGGAUUCAUCAGCUUAUGAACUUCAAUUCUAGUGCAAGAGGAAGGAAGCUAUGUGGAAAGUGCACUACAAAUCUCGAGGCUCAGUCAAAUGAGCAGGCUGUCCUCUAGUGUUGGAACUGCUGCACUCCUGCACUGCGCCUUAACGUGCCUCUGUCACGGGCGAGGGGGGAUCCCUGUGUGCCAGGCAGAGAUGGAGCACCUCGGGCAGCUGCCAGGCAGGUCCAUGCUUGGUGGUGGGAUCACUGUCCUUAACACAUUGGAAUGAAACAGAGGGGCCAUCCUGAAAGUUGCUCCGUGUGCCAAACUUGGGGUUUCAUUCUGAGCGGGUGGCUGGGUAAGCUCUGGAAUGUAGAAGAAUUCUGUGAAUGUGCACAAUUCUCCUUGAAUUCAGGGGAAAUAGCAAGAUAACUGACUUUUGUGUAUUAGAAGAAUCUCUCUGGAUGCUGAAUAUUCCUGUUCAGCAUUCAAAACAACGGUUAGAUCUGUGUCAAAAUGUAGAUUAAUUUUGAUGGGGUUUAAGAACCGCAGCUUUAACAACCCUGGUGUAAUUAGCACUAUGUGAAGAAUGGCUCGUGGCAGUUUUGUUCCUUGGCACAUUUCUUUGUGAGUUUAGCCUGUCAGAAAUCAGGAGUUUAAGGUGACUGUAUGAAGGUUAUUAAGUACAAGCUGUUGUGUAUGCACAAACAAAUCUUAAACUGAUGUUUUCCUUGAAAUUACUUUGUCUUAAGCAUACAGAUGGCUACCAGCCCUUCUGCAAACCUCAGAAAAAGGGUACUCAUUGCAAAUAAACUCCCUAUAUUUAAUUAAGCACUGGUAGGACCCUUACCCCUACAUGUAUUCUGUAAGGAAAACACAAAUACAACAAACUCUCAGAGAAUACACCUAUGAGGAAAAUAGAAAGGUUUAACAAUAUGAUAUCUUGGUUUUCUAAUGAGAAAAAUAUUAAGUGUAAUAAAAUGGUUACCAUACUCCAAAAAUUUGUAAGUGGGGCAGCACUAAUGUAUUUACUACCUUGUUUCUGAACACUUUGUAUCUUUGGAAAGAUUAAGAUACCUGGAACUUUCAAAUACUUAGCUUUCAGUGGUUUGUGCUUUUCUAGUUUAAAAGGGACUGAGUGGUGUUGUGCAUGUGAAAUGUCAUAAAUGUGAGUGUUUGGAGUAAAGAGAAAUUUUAAGUCUAAUGACUAAUUAUUUAUGAAAUACAAAAUAUAAAGGGCAAAAGGUUCUGUGAAGAAUAAGGAAUCUUUUACAUCUGCUCUCAGCUUAAGGCUUUUCAGCAGUUGUCUCUUAAUGAUGACGGGGAGUAAAUCACUCAAAGAUUUUGCUGUUAUGAUGUCAGAAAGACUUUCAGGACUGUCACAAACAUUGGCACCUACUGCACACCUAAAAGAAUAUGUUUAAAAUGUAACUUGCAAUCCAGUCAUUGCUUAGUACUUUGAAAUAUAAUGAAUUAACCUGUCUGCCUUUAUCUUAAUCCACAUACAUUUCUUUAAAGUACUAGAAAUGCUGAUAGUGUUUGUUUUCUUUGAAAGCAUCAAAGUCCUGUUUGGAAAGCAUACAAAGUUGUGGGCUUUGCAGGGAACAAGUUAAAAUAUAGGUUUAUACAUAUUUUCAGUAUUAUUUUUACUUCUAAUUGCUUAAAAAUGUGGCUGAAUACAAAUACUGUCAUUGUUUUUGAAUGUCUUCAAAAACUUUCCGGUCAUUUAUUUUUUUGUAAUUUGUCUUUUAUUUCUGCUUAUGAUUUUUUGGCACACAACCAUUGCACUUUAAUAGACAAUGAAAUUAUGACAUCUGUAACAAGCAAUUGAAACUUCUCCCCAUUGUCUUAAAUUGUGAGAAAACUGGUUUCAGGUAUUAAAGUCAAAUUGAAUAAUAAAGUGAUUGAAGAUA